AUCGCGAUUCUUUCGGGCAGUGUCGAUACGAUCGCCGUACUCGUUCGAGCGUUAACGUGUAAGAGAAAAGGGAGACGAGAGAGAAGAGAAGGAGAGGAAGUGAAGGAGAGCAAGUUUCGACAAGUUGGAAUAAUCGGUUCGAUUUCGUCGGUCCUCUUUUCGUUGUCCGGAAGUUCGGAAAGAAUCAACAUGUACAAAUUGGCAAUAAUCGGCGCACUCUUCGUGGUAUCCACCCUCGCUGCACCGGCAUCGCAGGAUGCGGAAGUGGCACCGCCCUCGAUCAUCGAGGAAGCUCUCGACGUGUACGCUUCUUGUUCCGGAGAGUCGAACGUCGCGGUGUGUCUUAAGUUGAAGGCCCUGCGCUAUGUUGAUCGAGUUGUCCGCUCGGCUGACAUCGAAGUCUUCGAUGGGUUCAAGAUCGUGCAGACCGAGGAGGCUAAGAACAGCCGAGCUGACAAUGCAAGGUCUCUUAAUGACAUUGAAAAUACCUUACCAGUUGAGACAGAAGCCAAAGAAGCUGCAAUUGAUCAAGCCCUUGUAGAUAGAGCUGCCAAGUUCUUAUCUACACACACUGUCGAAUUAAGCCUCCCGGAAGACGUUGCCCGUUCCUUUGACGAAGCUCGUGGUAAGAAGAAGAAGAUCGUUAAAUCCCUGUUGCCCAUCCUUCUCCUUCUGAAACUUAAGGCUGCUGCCCUUAUUCCAAUUGCCCUUGGUGCUUUGGCUUUGAUCGCUGUUAAGGCUCUCAUCAUCGGCAAGAUUGCCCUCGUCAUCAGCUUAAUCAUCGCCCUUCAGAAAUUGCUCGCUUACAAGAGCCAAAGUUAUGAGGUAGUCGCUCAUCCCGUCCAUGAUUACGGACACGAGGUGCACCACGAUCAUCAUGGCUGGGCGAGAUCGGCGUCCGGCUCUGAUCUCGCAUAUAACGCGUACAAACCCGCUGAAUAGCCCAAUGUCACGUACAACCUUUCUUCCUUCUAACUUUCUACCUUCAUUCGCCAAAGUGAUCAUCCUUAACCCGGCGAUCACACCUGAGGGAGGCGUGGCUCAACUUCUCAGGGAUCCGCUCGACAAGCUCAGCUCGACAACGCGGACUUAUCGACACAAGAACGACUAGAUCGAACGUAAUUUUACGCGGACAGGUAAAUUACGACUGUUAAACGAGGACGACUACUGGAUUUUUUGUGCGGAUUGCAUCUUUAAUCAAUCACGCGACUCGACGACUUGACAAUACCCAAGCCGACAAUUGAUAGAGAUGCUAUCAAUCGCCAUAGA
This is a messenger RNA of Camponotus floridanus (Florida carpenter ant), 1269 nucleotides long. RefSeq lists its product as uncharacterized. The coding region runs from base 190 to 942 and encodes 250 amino acids. The record is from RefSeq and is a predicted model, not a curated record. The transcript has 3 exons. NCBI's taxonomy places the organism in Eukaryota, Metazoa, Arthropoda, Insecta, Hymenoptera, Formicidae.